GGCCGGCUGUCGUCUGUUUCUGAGUUCGUAUGAAAAACCAAACCAAAUAAAAACACGGUGCUUUUGACAACUGCUAUCAUUUAUACUCCUGGAAUUGAUUGAUUUUCGCAAGGCACCAUGCCGUCUCGCUUACGGCAGGAAGACGCUAUCGACGCCGCUUCAGGGUCGGGCUCAGACUCUGAUUCUGGAGGCUCCUCUGGCUCCAGUCGCAGCAGCAGUCGCAACUCUGGUCCCGCUUCACGAACAGCUUCACCUGCGGGUUCACCCCGCUCGACCGCUCGCUCCCGUACUGGCUCUCCAGCUGGCUCUGCUCAUUCAAACGCAGGCUCACCUCAUUCUGCUCAUGGAUCACCACAAUCUAGACCUUCAGGGAGCCCCGUUUCACGAGGAUCUGGUAGCCGAGCUUCUCGCAGAUCUGGCAGUGCUGUUUCAAACAGAUCGGGAAGUGCUGGAUCACAUAGAUCUGGAAGUGGUGGUUCUCGCAGAUCUGGAAGCGGUGGUUCCCAUAGAUCGGGUAGCGCAGGUUCUCAUAGGUCUGGUACUUCUAAUAAGUCUAAAAGCCCAGCAUCCCACAGAUCAGGCUCUGCUACAUCUCAGAGAUCGGGAAGCCGAGCCUCUCGGAAAUCAGGGAGUCCAGCUUCUCACCGUUCUGGCAGUGGGUCCAGACACUCAGGCAGCCCUGCUGGCUCUCAUCACUCUAGAUCACGUAGUAGAUCUGGUAGUAGGUCUUCCAAAAGGAGUGGGAGUAGAAGUCGCAGCCGCAGUGGUAGCAGGAGCCCAGCCAAAAGUGGUAAUGCAAGCCGCAGCAGGAGUGGAAGUAGAAGUAGAAGCAGGAGCAGGAGUAGAAGUAGGAGUGGAAGUCGAAGCCGUAGUGGGAGUCGAAGCCGAAGCCGAAGCAAAAGUGGGAGUAGGAGUCGGAGCCGAAGCAAGAGUAGAAGCCGGAGCCGGAGUAAAAGUGGCAGUCGAAGUAGAUCUCCAGCGAAGUCAGGUGGUAAGGGCUCUGGUAGUGAAUCGGAUGCAGGCAGUGAUGUGGUAACGAAACGAAAGCGCCAAGUCCUCAGUGACAGUGGCUCUGAUGUAGAUGUGAAAAAGAAAAAGAAAACUGUUGGAUCUGACAGUGAUAGUGGAGGAGAAGCUAAUGUUGAUGCUGAGGCUUUGUUUGGUGACGCUGAUGAUAUAAGUGAUGACGAUGAAGAUGAUAAGAAGUCAAGUAAAAGAUCUGACGAUGGUGGUAGGCAAACUCCUAUGAGUGAAGGAAGUUACCAUAGUCCUCGUAGAGGAUCAGAUGAUGAAACUGAAGAGCGUCGGCCAAUGCCAGGGGAAGCACCUGAGGAGGAAGAAAAGGAGAAAGAUGAACCACCACCAGAAACAAUUAUUGAUGUGGAGAUUCCCAGAGUUGUUUGUGAUCUGGGUAGAGAAAUUAAUUUUGUCAAGCUACCCAAUUUCCUCUCUGUUGAGACAAGACCCUUUGAUCAUGAAACAUAUGAAGAUGAAAUUGAUGAAGAAGAAACUCUUGAUGAGGAAGGUAGAGCCAGAUUGAAAUUGAAGGUUGAAAACACCAUUAGAUGGAGAGAUGAAUUUGACAAAGAUGGGAAUGUUGUCAAAGAAAGUAAUGCUCGUUAUAUCAAAUGGAGUGAUGGCAGUCUCUCACUCCAUCUUGGUUCUGAAAUAUUUGAUGUUUACAAACAGCCACUUCAGGGUGACCAUAACCAUCUUUACAUAAGACAAGGAACUGGCUUGCAAGGGCAAGCUGUAUUCCGCACUAAACUUACAUUCAGGCCUCAUUCAACUGACUCAUUCACCCACAAGAAGAUGACAUUAUCCUUGGCUGAUCGGUCUACAAAAACGAGUGGAAUUAAAAUUAUGGGUGUUGUUGGGGCCGAUCCGGAUGCUAACAGAUUUGAAAAGAUUAAGAAAGAGGAGGAGAGACUUCGAGCAUCACUACGUAGAGAAAGUAAACAGAAACGCAUGCGUGAGCGAGGAGCUAAUAGGGGGUUGUCUUCUAGCUACUUGGAGCCAGAUAGGGAAGGUGAAGAUGUCUCAGAUGAUGAAGGGGCCAUUUCCCUGGCAGCUAUCAAGAAUAAAUACAAACCUGGGGCAAAAGGAGCCAAGAAUGACAGGCCAAACAUCUAUUCUUCUGAGGAAGAUGAAGGUUCAGAUCUGGACCUUCGUAGAAGCAAGAAGGACAAAUCCAAACAUACUCUUAAAGAUUCUGAUGAAGAAAGUGCAGCCUCUGGAAAAUCUGGUGCAGGAUCAGGUUCAGGAGGAUCCAAAUCAGGUUCAGGCUCUGGAAGUGGCAGUGGCAGUGGUAGCGAAAGCGAUUAGAAAAUUUUGGGAAUGUCACAUGCUAUUCGGCUAUGUAUUAAAUCAUAUUAAUUAAUUAAUUUCACACUCUAAAUGUAUUUUUUUUUUAAGAGGUGUGAUUCUGUUAUGCUGUAAGUAGUUCCCUUUCCCUCUCUUACAACUGUAUUCUAAAUACUGUUGCAUGAAAUAAAUCUGUAAAUAAUUUA
Messenger RNA from Frankliniella occidentalis (western flower thrips), 2510 nucleotides. RefSeq names its product another transcription unit protein (gene Atu). The transcript is spliced from 10 exons. Gene Ontology annotation, cellular component: Cdc73/Paf1 complex; nucleus. Gene Ontology annotation, molecular function: RNA polymerase II C-terminal domain phosphoserine binding. Gene Ontology annotation, biological process: positive regulation of transcription elongation by RNA polymerase II; transcription elongation by RNA polymerase II. The record is from RefSeq and is a predicted model, not a curated record. Lineage: Eukaryota; Metazoa; Arthropoda; Insecta; Thysanoptera; Thripidae. Bases 118 to 2325 code for a protein of 735 amino acids.